CAUUAGAAUUCCAAGCCCGUGCACCGUGAACAUGCUCUCAGCGCCACCGGAGUGACCGACACCACCGAUUUACUCAUCGAGCAGCUUUUCGGGAUUAAGGUGGGAGACAGAAACGCACUCUCUGGGUCUCUCGUAUGUUACUGAGAAUGAUCAAAUACCGUCUCCGGUGGAAAAAAGCGAUGUUGAUUGAGCGGCGGCUGCGCGCGCUCGUGUGAAGCGCGAGGACUCCGGUGCGCGCGACCGGACUGGGUGAACGGUAACGUCCACGGCGGCGGCGGCGGCGCUUCGAGACUCCGCCGUACCGCAAAGCUCCGGUCACGGAGGACUAAGAACAGGAUCCACAUCGGACCCGCGUCAUGCCACGCUCCCCGCGUCUCUGAUCCAUUUCCACCUCUUAGUAUAAGAGAAUCAUGAGCACUGUGGAGGAAGACCCGGAUCACAUGAUACCAUGAAGAGAAGCCUGCAGGUCCUGCCUAACCAGCUUCUGAGCAUUCUUCUGAUCCUGUCAGUACCAGAGAAGCUGGUGUCCUUUGCAGAGGAGCUCUCCCCAAGUUGGAAACCACGGAGCCUUGUCUCCAUGUUACAUUCUUCAAACCCUCCUGGCUGGUGGAAGGAAUCUAGUAAUGGAGACCAGCCCACUUUCAUGGGUCAUGAUGCCUCCAUGCCUCGCAUGGGUCACACUACAACAGUCAAGUCUAGUUUUGGACUAAGUCCAAUGCUUAGUAUUAAAUCAAGAGACCAUUCUUUGAUUCAGAACUCUGUUGGACCUGAUUCUAAAAGAACCAGCUCCAGAUCCAUGACUGCAUUAUCCAUGUUGUUGAAUUCCAGUGCUGUUUCUGAGAAUCUGGCUGCUGAGGGGCUUCAAAGAACUGAGCAUUUCCAACCAAGGUCCAAAAAUAAUUUUGAGCAAUUGAGGUCCACUGAAAAGACCCAAGGGAUGAGAGUUGAAGAGCCAACCGAGCCCAGUUAUGCCUACUCUUCAAUGAUGCCAUCAGGGACAUCCAUCCAUGCUGUGGCACUGGAGAAAAACCAUGGGCACCGUGCUCAUGCCAUCACACUACGUGAUGCUCCUGAAAACCUUGAGGUUUUAGAGAACGUGCCUGUGUCCACAUCAGAGUCUCCCAGUCUGCCCACCUAUGUUCCUCUUGACACAACUAAGCAGUCAAAAACAAAUAAAGUUACCUUCUCAAAUGGGGCUGUUAGCAUUUCUGUAGAUGGCAGCUCAACAAAGACAUUAGGUGGCACAAAUACCCCUGUCACCAUAACCAGUGAUGGUUUCAUCUCCCAGACUAUUGUAACAGACACAGGCACUGGCUCCAUUAAUAGCAGUUUAAAUAUAUCAAUGAAACUGUCUCCCCGUCUCAUAAAUGAUUCACGUGCCAACGAGUUAGUCUCGAGUAGACCACCUCCCACCCCAAGAGGACACUGGGGCUCAGGGAACCAAUCACACCCUGAUCUUGACUCAGCCGAAAACCCUGCCACCAUUUGCCUGACCAAAAUGGAUAUUGUAUGGGUGGUGCUUGUUAUCAGUGUGCCUGUCUCCUCCUGCUCUGUGUUGCUGACUGUGUGCUGCAUGAGAAAGAAAAAGAAAUCAGCCAGUCAUGAGAACAACCUGAGCUACUGGAACAACACCAUCACCAUGGACUACUUCAACCGCCAUGCUGUGGAACUCCCUCGCGAGAUACUGCCACUGGAAACUGUCGAUGAGCGGGAGACAUGCUUACCCCCUAAUGGUGACUUCAGCGACAGUGGGGUUGUGCUGGUUAACCCUUUCUGCCAAGAGACUCUCUUCAUCAACAGAGACAAGGCCUCUGACAUCUGAGCAUGUCACCAUUAUCAAAGCUUGUCUGUUUUCUUUUUUUUCUUACUCAAAGUUUUUUUUUUAAUAUUAUAUAUAUUAUAUUAUAAAUAUAUAUUCUUUGGUGAACCUUCAGAGACUGAGCUUUAUAUAUAUAUAUAUAUAUAUAUAUAUAUAUAUAUAUAUAUAUAUAUAUAUAUAUAUAUACACUAAGAUAUAUAUACAAGUUUAAAAAGACAAACGAAUGAAUUAAGAGCACUCUUGCUGUAAGGGUAAGGCCCCUUGCAUAUUUUUUCCUGAUGUACAUUUUCUACAGAUGCUUAAUUGUGAUAAGGGUUUUUAUGUCUUUUUUGGAUAAAAGCAGUGUGUGUGUGGUUUCUGUGGUGUUCAAGUGGCUUGGAAUAUAAAGCAAUGCAAUGUAUGCUGUAAAGAUGUGUGUGAUCUUACCCAAAACACUUAAAAACUUAAAAGCCUGAUGAACUUGAAUUGCCUGUGUGUGCGAGUCGAUGCGAAAGCAGGUGGCAUUUGGUAUGUGCCUGGGUUCAGGGAGGCACCUAAACCUUGUGGUGUCGGAAGAGGUGUAGUAUGGAGUGUCAUGAAAUAAAGAGAAUUUUAAAGAGAUUUUGUCCUUAUGAGUCACCAGCGCAGGGAUUAUUUGAAAAGUCUAUAGUCCCCUUGUAGACAGCACUGUGUUACUGUGUCCAUUUGCAUGUGGCAUCACUGGUUUCUCACAUAUUUAUUCAGUCCAUUUUUCGUAAUUGUGCCUCUGUAUGGCCACAAAAUAGGUUCGAAGUGAAGCGGUCAAGAUGUGAUUGACGUGUAGACUUUGUUAGCUUUUUUUCAAGGAGUUGAAAAAGUAUUGCAUUAACUGAUUAUGAAAUAUCUGCAUUUAUAUAUUCAAGUUUCAAUUCUUAUUUAUAUCUAUAGCGCUUUUCACAAUGGACAUUGUCUCAAAGCAGCUUUACAGAACAAAAAGUUUCAAUAUAAGUGAAUUAUGUGUAUUAAUCCUCGAUGAGCAAAUCUGUGGUAAUCUUAGAUUGUAUUAGAAACCUUGAUAGGAACCAGACUAAAAGGGGGAAACCAUCCUCAUUUUGGUGAUAUCAAGAGGUCUUAAAAAUAUUAAAAAGUCUUAAAAAAAAAAAACAAUACAAUACACCGGUGAGUGAGAAAUACCCUAAGCACCAGAGUGUGUGAUUAUGAGAAAUGUCCUUUCUACAGUCUUAUACAGUCAGUUGUGUGACAUUUAAUGUACAUGUAAAGUAAUCAGAUGAACUAGCAAUGCUUUGCUAAGCAUUCAGUUGCUUACUUCACAAAAUGCUAAGGAUUUGAGUUAUGGUCUCCACUUCAAUCACAUCUUGCUUGCUUAAUUUCAAACCCACUGUGAUGGUGUAUAGCGGCAAAAUCACAUAAAACAUGUCACCGUCUAAAUACGUAUGGACCUGGCUGUAGGAACGUGUGACAAACCUGAGAUCAUGUCUGUCAGAGAAUACAUCUGUCUGUGUGUGAUUAGGGAUCAUAUUAUGUGUUGCAGCAUUCGUGGAUACCACUGUUCUAAAUUGUUCCUAUAAAUUUCAUGUUUUUAACACACAAUGAUAUUAGCUUGAUAGGUUGAGCUUAGCUGUGUUGGCAAAUUUUGUAUUCUUACAUGCUUAGUGUAUUGUUUCUGCUGAGCCAUUAAACUGGGUUCCUUUAUCAAUACAGUGGCACUCGUAUUAGCUCAGAAAAUGGUGGUAGAUAGUGUCUGCAAUCCCUAAUGACAAAAAGCAGGUGCUUUUAAAAAGGAAAGCUCCAUAAUGUGUGGAACGAGGAAGCCGUUUUGUCUGUUCAUGUAUGUCUUCUGCCUUUAAAAUUGUUUUCUUGUGAGCGUUGAGGUUUGUCCAGUCUUGGACAGCAUUGUUUUAUGCUGAAAGAAUAAGACCAAAAGUUGUCACUCUGUAGUUCUCCUCUGGUGUUUAUUGCUGUAUUGUACAGGUUUUUUCUUUUGGAUGAUUAUGAGUAUUAAACAAAAAAACACUGGAUGUAAUAGAGUAAAAGUAUUAGAAUAAACUGAUCAAAUCAGAGAAAAAUAUUUUAUACUGCAAUAUUUACUUUGAGCAUAUGUAUGAACAUGGUAUUCAGUCAGUCUUUUAGUAAAUGUACCACAUAUUGAGUCAGCUCAGUAACGGUUUCUGUUGUCAUAUACCGAUUUUAUUGUCUGUGUUUUUCUUUUAAUCUUUUAUCAUCUUGUUAUUUUCAAUUUUACAUUUAGGAAGGAUUCGUAGGAAAAAUAUUGGGUUUAUCGUGGACUGCUUUACACAGUUUUUAGGAGAGGGAAUCACAUGUUCAACUUAUUUUGUAUUGUAGCACAUACACUGUACUUUUUACUGCUGAGCAAUAAAAGGAAAAAUGCUU
Molecule: messenger RNA, 4189 nt
Organism: Silurus meridionalis
Lineage: Eukaryota; Metazoa; Chordata; Actinopteri; Siluriformes; Siluridae
Gene: tmem108
Product: transmembrane protein 108
Exons: 6
Coding region: 449-1822 (457 amino acids)
Biological process (GO): retrograde axonal transport; postsynaptic density organization; dendrite extension
Cellular component (GO): early endosome; endosome membrane; postsynaptic density
Source: RefSeq, a predicted model, not a curated record